CUUCAAAGCCAUUUUCGCCCACAGUAAGCACUACUGUGAAGUCCACCAUGGUGAAGAAGCAAACCGGAAAAGGAGUAGGGAAUGGAAAGGCGUCCAACUCCCGACUCCGAACGAAUAAGACCACCGAAGUGACGGGGGAGGAAAAAGUUGUGAAGCCCACAUUCGCUCCUCUUUCCGAGGACGAAGCAGCCGAACAGGAGACAGCAGACAUCUCGAAGCAGCCCGCCGAUAACGAAUGGGUAGAAGUCGAUUCAGAGGAUUCGGACGAUGAACUACCGAUAGGCGAAUAUGAAGACGAGGACGAAGCUGAAGGCGCGUACCUGAGGAAGAAAGGCACAGCGACGGCUGGCCCGAAAUCGUCACAACCCGAAGCAGACGACGACCAACAUAGCGAGAACGAAAGCGACAGCGACGAAGAGGAGGACUCGCCGCUGGGAGGGUCACCCAACGACAACGAUAUUUCCGAUCCCCACGCGCUGAUAUCCAAGCCGUUAGCAAAUGCCAAACCUCUGACAGCGAAGGCGUUGGCCAAGUUCCAGGAGAAGCAACAAGCCACAGGUGUGGUGUACCUGUCCCGAAUACCUCCCUUCAUGCGACCUGUGAAGUUACGGCAGCUCCUGGCAAGGUACGGCGCGCUUGGUCGCAUCUACCUUGCACCGGAGGACCCGAAGAUUACCGCCCGACGGAAGAAGUACAGGAAGAACAAGCGACAGAACUAUACGGAGGGAUGGGUGGAGUUUCUGGACAAAAAGGUUGGGAGGCGGGUGGCGGAGCAUCUGAACGGGAAGCAGAUCGGUGGGAAGAAGCGGAGCUUCUACUACGAUGAUCUGUGGAACAUGAAGUACCUGCCAAAGUUCAAGUGGAACCACUUGACCGAGCAGAUUGCAUAUGAGCUCAAGGUUCGGGAGCAGCGAUUGAAGACGGAGAUGGCGCAGGCGAAGAAGGAGACGAAGGAAUAUGUGAAGAAUGUCGAAAGGGCGAAGAUGGUGGAGGCGAUUGAGGAGAGGAAGCGUGACAAGAAGCGGAAGGCGGAGGCUGAAGCGGGAGAUGGGCCAGAGACGGGGGCAGCGUCAGCGGGUCUGUCGCAGGACGCAACAAAGGCUGUUCGCCGGCAGUUCAAGCAGCGAAAGGUGGUGGAUUCUGACGCCAAGAGUCAAGGAGCCGCGCCCUCUCGCAAGAAGGCCGCAGUCCUGUCGAAGCUUUUUGGGUAGAGAAGGCAUUGUGACCGUACUUUCCAUUGCAUAUAUAGAUUAUCAUCAUUAGUGUUGAGUUGCGAGAUUCGAUCUAUGCAAGAGUUGAGAGCACUGUGAAGCUUUGAGUGCACUUGGAAGCUUUGACGUUUGUGGGAACCGCUGAACCGCGCACGCGUGAUGUGAGCGGUCUGCGGCCGUCUUCAUUUUCAUGAAUAAUUCUCGGUC
Messenger RNA from Fimicolochytrium jonesii, 1418 nucleotides. RefSeq lists its product as uncharacterized. The transcript has a single exon. Gene Ontology annotation, biological process: endonucleolytic cleavage in ITS1 to separate SSU-rRNA from 5.8S rRNA and LSU-rRNA from tricistronic rRNA transcript (SSU-rRNA, 5.8S rRNA, LSU-rRNA); endonucleolytic cleavage in 5'-ETS of tricistronic rRNA transcript (SSU-rRNA, 5.8S rRNA, LSU-rRNA); small-subunit processome assembly. Bases 48 to 1211 code for a protein of 387 amino acids. Gene Ontology annotation, molecular function: RNA binding. Lineage: Eukaryota; Fungi; Chytridiomycota; Chytridiomycetes; Spizellomycetales; Powellomycetaceae. Gene Ontology annotation, cellular component: nucleolus. The record is from RefSeq and is a predicted model, not a curated record.